Ylistrum balloti is the source of this 1809-nucleotide messenger RNA. RefSeq names its product hillarin-like. Bases 1 to 1809 code for a protein of 602 amino acids. The transcript has 5 exons. Lineage: Eukaryota; Metazoa; Mollusca; Bivalvia; Pectinida; Pectinidae. The record is from RefSeq and is a predicted model, not a curated record.
AUGGGGUGCUGUUCUUCAAAAAGAUCUCAAAUAGCUGUUAAACCACCAUUAACUACAAAACCGGAACCAGUGCCGGAACCAGUGACAGAGCCAAGUCCCGUCCAGGAGGAUGAAGAAAAUGACUCUGAUUUUCUUCUCCCGUCAGAAAACGCCGAUAAGGAUGAGUGGCGUGUCAAACAAAAGUCAUUACAGUCGUUUCCAAAAUUAGCUCCAAGAAAUGACAAGUUUAAAGUUAAACAGGAGUUCUUUACACAGUUCAUUCUGUAUGCGUCCUUGACAUCUGCUGAUUUAGUCGCGAAAGUAAACAUACAAUGCACACAAAUCGAGGGUGUAUGUAAAGCAGGCGGAUACCAGCCAGGAGACAGAAAUCUACAAGGAAAAAGUUUAUGGAAUGCUAUAUUUGUAGAAGGGGCAUGGCAAAUAGUCCAUCCUUUCUGGAUCUGUAGAUGCGUUGUCGGUAGACGCACUGGAGGUUGGAUCAAAUUAGAAGCAGGUGGUCAAGCUAUCAGUAAAAGAGAAAAUGAAGCUGUAGGGAUAAUGAAAAACGCAUUUGAAGAAUACUACUUUAUGACAAAUCCAAGUGAAUUCAUCUACAUGUGUCAUCCAACAGAUGACAGAUGGCAACUUCUCCAGACCACAUUGACAAGACAACAGUUUUUAGAUCAGGCUUACCUUCUUCCACCAUUUUUUGGUCUAGGCAUGGUGAUGAAAACAAGGGAUGCGUGCGUGUACCAAGCCAAAGAAGGAGAGGUUUAUAUCAAAUUAGAGGCUCCCGCGAAAAAUGCAAAUGCAAUCGACAUGUAUUAUGAGUUCCUGCUGAAAGAAGAAAGUAAUGUGCAAAAACUAGAGGAACAUGCUCUAUGUUCAACGGACACUAUGCCUCGGUUUGUUGCGUUGAUCAGAUGCGGUGAAAGGUGGAAGAUUCGAGUUCGUUUUCCUGUUGAAGGAACGUAUAAACUACGUUUAUUCGGAGCCCCCAACAAAACACCACUCCUUCGGAUUGCUGUCUUUAGACUCGAUUGUUCGUCGAGAAGAAAGGAAUGCAUACCAUUGCCGAUUGACCCGAAGCAAGUAGGAUUUGGACCCGGACCCACUGUUGAACAAUCUGGAUUAUUGUUUCCGUCACACAGAAAAGGAGAAUAUCCACUUCCCAGGGAUAAGACAAUGAGGUUUACGUUUCAUCUCGAAGAAGAGGCUGUAAAAACAACACAUGUGAAAACCGAUCUACUCGCGUCAAAAUAUGUAAACGGUUGGUUAGAAAAACAUUCUUUAAAAUCAUUUGUUCACACCGAAAUUCAAAGGCAAAAGAGAGAACUAUCCAUCACAUGUAGUAUGUUGGAAGAUGGGGAAUAUGCUCUUACCAUUUCCACAGCAACGACAGAAUCGUCAAAUUCAUACAGGAACGUCUGUAACUAUCUAUUGUCGUCGGAGGUCAAGCCAAUCAAAGAGAACAACUAUGUAAGAUUCGCAAAAAAUGCGCUUCGUAAAGUUUUAGCUGCUGACUACGGCUCCCGACCUGACAAGGAAAUAAUCGAAGAUUUAGAAAAUGUCCUCGAAAAAUGUAGAGGAAAUAAAGUUCCAGAAGGUGACGAAGAAAUGGAAUCCGCAAAGAUCAGGUUGGAGUAUCUUCGUACGAAAAUUGAAAUACACGACGCCAAACUCCGACAGAAUUGGCACGUGACAGAGAAAACCAUUCACCGACUGAUACAGUCACGGUUCGCUUACACGUUUCGUAAGAACAUCGAGGAGUUGACUAAGGAGAGAGACAGACUCGCACUAAAGCGGGAGGAACUGCAGCAGGAUAACUAA